UUGUCGACCCGCCAGCCCCUGCAGCCGCAGUCGCAUGUUUUUAGUGUUAGCGAAAAGCUUCAUAUAAACGUAGACAAGGAGACGACUGGUGUAGAUUUGCGGGCGUAUGAUUCAGCAUGUCUGAAUAUCCGACCUUCCACUAUGGCAAGUCCCGUUUCGACCAGAGCACGUUUUUUGGUCGGUUCAGGCACUUCCUGGAUGUGAUCGACCCCAGCACCCUCUUUGUUACAGAGAAACGACUUCAGGAGUGCGUUGAGUUGCUCGACCAUUUCAAACAAGGAACUCUGCCUCCAGGAGUGACAGAUGCUCAGCUUUGGCAAGCUCAGAAAAUAAAGCAGGCCAUCAUCCACCCUGACACGGGGGAGAAGAUUCUCAUGCCCUUUCGGAUGUCAGGUUUUAUCCCAUUUGGCACACCAGUGGUUGUUGGCCUCCUCCUCCCAAAUCAAACAUUGGGGUCAACCAUCUUCUGGCAGUGGUUAAACCAGAGUCACAAUGCCUGCGUUAACUACUGUAACCGCAACGCCUCCAAGCCAGCUCCAAUGUCCAAAUUCGUCCAGGGAUACCUCGGAGCAGUGACUAGCGCAGUCUCCAUUGCUGUUGGGUUGAAUGUGUUAAUCCAAAAAACAAGCCACUUCAGCCCAACGACCAGACUUUUGGUGAAGAGGUUCAUCCCCUUCCCAGCAGUGGCGAGCGCAAAUGUCUGUAACGUGGUGCUCAUGAGACACUCCGAGCUGUCGGAGGGCAUCAGUGUGCUAGACAACAACGGGAACGUGGUGGGAACAUCCAAAGUAGCUGCCAGGCAUGCACUUCUGGAGACAGCCCUGACCAGAGUGGUGCUACCCAUACCAAUCCUGGUGCUCCCUCCGAUGAUCAUGGCUGUACUAGAAAAGCUCCCUCUCCUGCAGAGACAGCGGAGGCUUGUCCUGCCCAUCCACACUCUGGUGUGUCUCGCUGCCUUUGGCCUGGCUCUGCCUCUCGCCAUCAGUCUCUUCCCACAGAUGUCCCAGAUCAACGUGAAUCUGCUCGAGCCGGAGAUCGCCAUGGCAACAGAUUGUAAGCUUGUGACAUACAAUAAAGGCCUGUGAGUGAUCCCUACAGCCCGACACAUGAAGACAGAACCUGCUGCUCACCAUGGUUCAAGCUGCCAGAGAAUGAAUUAUGGUAAAUUUGGCUGCAUUAGCCACAGAGGAAUUAGGAUACGUUUACAGAAAACCGCAGUUCCUGUUGGGAAUACAUGUUGUUUACACCAAGACAGUGGUUGUUAAUUAAGAAAUAACACAUGAUGACAUGUUGUGAUAUCGGAAAGUAUACGUCAUGACACCUCAGGAAGUAUUAUCAUGGUUCUAACAUGGACACUUCCUAAGGAAAUAAUGUCAAAUAACUGAGGCGCUCAAAAAGAUUUAUGGAAGACUAGGCCUGCUCAACCUAAAGUGUGCUAUGUUAUCAGCAGGGGGAGGGUAACAGCCUGGUUAGGCCGGCUAGCUAAGUUAACUUACAAGCUUGCCUGGUUUGUCAUGUUUUUUCUUUUUCUUCCUCUUUCACAGUGAACAGGCAAUUAACUAGAUAGGAAUUUUAAUAAACGUGAGGAAAAUAGGUGGAUUAAACAGGGGCAGAACAUGUCUAAAUGAUGUGAUGUAGAUUGUGUGUGUAAAUACUGUGAAUGAAAUCAGGAUAAAUGACCGAAAUGUAUUUUUGUGAAUGCUGAGUUUUUUUGUUUUUUUUCUUCUAUAGAAUUCAGGUGUUCCCAUCGUUUUUUGCUAUUAACCCCUUAAUAUGAAGCAAUAUACUGUCUCCUUGCAACCCCAUGUUAUAAGUUACAUACUAUAUAUGUACAUAUAGUAUGCAACCUAUGACAUGGGUUCAUGGCUCACGCUAACCCGUGAGCUGUUCAAUCAAACCUCUCAGAUCGUUUCAUAGGCACAGUUUUUGAAGGCCCGAAGGGCUAAAAACUAAAUUUUUUGCAUGUGGAAGAAGUAAAGUUUAGAAAAAAGUCAGAAAUAAAAACAGGCCUUGUAGGGGUCCUGACUCCAGUGUUGGAAAACUCUGUUUUAAUGGCUGUAGAAAUGUUACCCAAGUUGUUUUUAUAAAAAUAAUUUUAGGAAGUUAUCAGGUAACAGCAGAUAACUUAACAAAGUGUCACUUUACUAUCUGUUGCAUAAUUUAAAAAGUUUAUAAAGCAAACAUUGAACUUUGAAAAACAACCUCAUGCCGUAGUCAUUUAAUGAGCAGAAUGAUACAUACUGAGCCAAUGAGGCUAAAGUUAGAUCUCAGCCUGCUAGCCUGGUUGGCAUCAAUGACUGAAGGCAAGAGAUACUCUGUGCAGAUCAUAACCGAGCAGGUUGUCUCAGAGGGCUACGCCUCAUUUGGAGAGAGGCUCCACAAAGCUCAAUGGGAAACGUUAAAGAGGUCAGGAGACUCCGGUCAUCAACAUCAGUCAUCGAAACCGAGUCACGGCAGAUCCGAGCUAAGCAGAUAUUCAGCAGAGUCAGACUUUAAAAAGAAGUAAAAACAAACAUUUUAAAAUCCAUGCAAGAAUCCCCUUUGAAAUCAACCAUGGACUGAAUUAAGUUUCAAAACAGAGCAGUAUCUGCUUUGAUUUCAUCCAAUUGAAAUGUGACGCUUUUUGUUUGUUUGUUUUUUUGUUUGUUUUGUAACCACAAAAACAGGUAUUGAAAACACCAUUAUUAAGUAACUUCAAAUCCCUGUAUUUGCUUUGGCUCCCUCUAACUGGAAUCUGGAGGUUGAGGCACUCAUGCGGUAGAACAGCCACAGUUGGUUUUAGUUUGGAGUCAGGAAAAAAAAGAGACGUCUUUUGGAUUUGCUUCCAACUCAGUUAAAGUGCAUUUACUCUUCAAAAAUUACUUUUGUAUGUUGAAUACUGUAUAUACACAAACAUAAAUUAAGGAUAUUUUCAAGUCUUAACCUAAAAGGAGAUUCUUGUUCUAUAAAUGUUUUCUGAAAGCACUAUUUUAAAAAUGCUAAUCUCUUUUGUUUAUGUAUCUGCACUUGAUUUAUAUAAACUUUCUGUCUUCAAGUAUUAUCUUUU
Xiphias gladius (swordfish) is the source of this 3046-nucleotide messenger RNA. It is a transcript of the gene sfxn5a, whose product is annotated as sideroflexin 5a. Gene Ontology annotation, cellular component: mitochondrial inner membrane. The record is from RefSeq and is a predicted model, not a curated record. Lineage: Eukaryota; Metazoa; Chordata; Actinopteri; Istiophoriformes; Xiphiidae. Gene Ontology annotation, molecular function: citrate transmembrane transporter activity; monoatomic ion transmembrane transporter activity. Bases 117 to 1085 code for a protein of 322 amino acids. Gene Ontology annotation, biological process: citrate transport; monoatomic ion transport; mitochondrial transmembrane transport. The transcript has 14 exons.